This is a messenger RNA of Vombatus ursinus (common wombat), 4268 nucleotides long. RefSeq names its product zinc finger protein 316 (gene ZNF316). The coding region runs from base 98 to 3361 and encodes 1087 amino acids. The transcript is spliced from 6 exons. Gene Ontology annotation, biological process: regulation of transcription by RNA polymerase II. Gene Ontology annotation, molecular function: DNA-binding transcription factor activity, RNA polymerase II-specific; sequence-specific DNA binding. The record is from RefSeq and is a predicted model, not a curated record. NCBI's taxonomy places the organism in Eukaryota, Metazoa, Chordata, Mammalia, Diprotodontia, Vombatidae. Gene Ontology annotation, cellular component: nucleus.
GGCCUGAGGGAGGGCGCACAGCCAGGCCCGGGACCCAGGGGGUCGGGGUCGCCCAGCCCCGAGCCCCGGGGCAGAGGCAUUGGAGGAGAAACAGAAGAUGGCAGCCCUACAUACAACUCCAGACUCCCCAACCUCCCAGCUGGAGAGAAUGGAAGUCAGACCAGAGUGUGAAGUUGAUCAUGAGGAAAGGGAGGGGAGCCCAGAUCUGGUUGAGGACAGCCCAGAGGAGAUUGAGGGGAGUCCAGAGCCGAUGGAAGAGAGCCCAGAUGAGGGUGAGGGGAGCCCAGAGCCAAUUGAGGGCAGCCCAGAAGAGGACGAGGGCAGCCCAGAGGAGGAUGAAGGCAGCCCAGAGGAGGAUGAACGCAACUCAGAGCUGAUUGAUGGAAGCCCAGAGGCCAUUGAUGACCUCCCAGAGCUCAUUGAUGGCAUCUCAGAGCCCAUCCUGGGCAGCCCAGAGCCCAUGAUGGGUAGCCCAGGGCCUAUCGAUGACAUCCCAGAGCCCAUUGAUGGCAUUUCAGAGCCCAUCAUGGGCAGCCCGGAGCCUAUCGACAGCCUCCCAGAGCCCAUCAUGGGCAGCCCAGAGCCUGUCGAUAGCAUUUCAGAGCCCAUCAUGGGCAGCCCAGAGGUGAUUGAGGGCAGCCCAGAGCCUAUAAUGGGCAGCCCAGAGGUGAUUGAGGGCAGCCCAGAGUCCAUUGAGGGUAGCCCGGAGCCGAUCAUGGGCAGCCCAGAAGUGAUUGAGGGCAGUCCAGAGCCCAUCGAGGGUAGCCCAGAAGUGAUUGAGGGCAGCCCAGAGCCAGAACCACAGGGACCAUUGAGCCAUGACUCUAAAAUGGAGUCCCCAGUUCUUCAGGAGAAGGCUGUGUCAGUUUCCUGGGUUCCAGCUAUUUUUAAGAAAGAGGUCCUUGAUGAUGAUGAGACAUCGACUGACUUCCUAACUACUGAGUCCCAGGGACUGGUGACAUUUGAAGAUGUAGCUGUAUAUUUCUCUUUGGAGGAGUGGGGAAGGCUAAAUGAAGCUCAGAAGGAUCUUUACAAGGAAGUCAUGCAGGAGAACUAUGGGAUUCUGGUGUCCCUGGGUUAUCCAAUUCCUAAACCUGAUGUAAUCUCUCGAAUGGAGCGUGGGGAAGAAUUGUGGGUCCCAGACAGCCCUGUUCUUGAGGAAGGAGAUAUUGUAACUGGUGUCUACACAGGUGGUUGGUUCUGGAAUGAGGAUGAGGAGGAUGAAGAUGAGGAUGAAGAAGAAGGCCCUUUGGAGACCCCUGAGGAAUCGGAGCCACCAGGAGUAUGGUCAGCAGCCUAUGGUGUGGGAGAUGUCCCUGGAACCUGGGGACCUGAUGAUUCCAUCCAGGUCCAGUCAACAGAUUUAUGGGGAGGAGACCCCUCAAAUAUGAGCAUGGUCACUGAAGGACAAGAGAUCAAGCCCAUUCUUCAUAGUGGGGAGGCAGGUGCCCCACUCCUGCCCCCCUGGGCAUUCUCAGCAGUGGUGGAAGCAGCUGGGGGCAGGCCAGAGACAACGUGUGAUGUGUGUGGGAAGGUGUUCCCUCAUCGGUCAGGGCUGGCCAAGCACCGUCGCUACCAUGCAGCUGUGAAGCCUUUCGGUUGUGAAGAGUGUGGAAAGGGUUUUGUUUAUCGUUCUCAUCUGGCUAUUCACCAGCGCACACACACAGGAGAGAAGCCCUUCCCCUGCCCUGACUGUGGCAAGCGCUUUGUCUAUAAGUCCCACCUGGUAACCCACCGACGUAUCCACACAGGUGAGCGGCCCUACCGCUGCUCCUUCUGUGGGGCUGGCUUUGGCCGCCGAUCCUAUCUGGUGACGCACCAGCGCACCCACACAGGCGAACGGCCAUACCCUUGUCCCCAGUGUGGCCGCAGUUUCAGUCAGAGCUCGGCCCUUGCCCGCCACCAGGCUGUCCACACUGCGGAGAAGCCUCACUGCUGCUCUGAUUGUGGACGGGCCUUUAGACUUCGAGCAGACUUCCAGCGUCAUCGAAGGGGUGGGAAGUGCUCUGAUCUUAGAGAAGAAGCGAGAAGAGAAGAGAGUGAGGGACCUGAGUUGGGUGGGGAGGGUUUGGACCCUGUAAAUGAAGGCCCUGUUCUAGAUAGGAACUACCCUGAAUUGGGGAAUGGCUUUGGGGAAGGGGAAGGUCCUUCUCACCCUCUUGACUUCCACUUCCCACUGCCACCCAAAUCUUGGCUCCAUGGAGAGAACCUCCCAAUGUUAGCCCUUCAGGAUUUUGGAGAAAGGGUGGCCCACGAGUUGGUUGAUGCUCCCCCUAUCCCUGGUCAUUUAGGGGGUCAGAUCUCUCUAAUUGAUGGGACAGCAAUGCCUUGUGACCCCUGUGCUAGUGGACUGCUAUCUUUUGGCCCUUCUGUUGGGAGCCUCCUUUCUGACCCCCAGCCUUCUUCCAUGUUGGAAGAAGAGACUCCAUGGAUAUGCUCUGACUGUGGAAAGACCUUUGGGCGUCGGGCAGCCCUGGCUAAGCACCAGCGCUACCAUGCUGGGGACCGGCCACAUCGCUGUGCAGACUGUGGGAAGAGCUUUGUGUAUGGGUCUCACCUGGCACGGCACCGGCGCACACACACAGGUGAACGCCCUUUCCCCUGUCCAGAGUGUGGGGCUCGCUUUGCCCGCGGCUCCCACCUGGCUGCUCACGUGCGUGGCCACACUGGGGAGAAACCUUUUGUGUGUGGGGUUUGUGGAGCUGGAUUUAGCCGCAGGGCCCACCUGACAGCCCAUGGGCGGGCACACACGGGAGAACGACCCUAUGCCUGUGGGGAGUGUGGGCGGCGUUUUGGGCAGAGUGCAGCCCUGACUCGACACCAGUGGGCACAUGCAGAGGAGAAGCCACACCGGUGUCCUGACUGUGGCAAGGGCUUUGGCCAUAGUUCAGACUUUAAGAGGCACCGAAGAACCCAUACUGGGGAGAAGCCCUUCCGUUGUGCAGACUGUGGACGGGGUUUUGCCCAGCGCUCUAAUCUGGCUAAGCACCGGCGGGGUCACACGGGUGAGCGGCCCUUCCCUUGCCCUGAGUGUGGGAAGAGGUUCUCACAGCGCUCUGUGCUGGUCACCCACCAGCGAACGCACACAGGGGAACGGCCCUAUGCGUGUGCAGCUUGUGGCCGUCGAUUCUCCCAGAGCUCUCAUCUCCUCACCCACAUGAAGACUCAUCGUGGGACAACGACAACUGGGCCAGCAGCCAAAGCAGAAGGGCCAGGGCAGAACCAAGCGAGCAGGCCUUCUGGGGAGAAAGGGGACAGUAGUAACACUGUGGUGGAAUUUGGGGGAAACUCUAGCUUUGCAUCUGAGGGAUCCACCAUGUUCCCUGGCCCCUCCUGCUCUUAUGAGGAGACCCUCAUGUGAGGUGGGUGAGGAGGGAGCUGGGAGGAGGCAAGUCCCAAGAGACCAUUUGUCCCUUCCUUUGUGACUCCCCAUGCACAGGGAGCUGGGUAUAGGAAGUAACCCCUGUGAGAUCUCCUGCGUGUCACCUGACUUCGUGCUCCUUCCUCCUUCUCUCUUUAGACAGUGGCCCAGGCGGGAGGGAGCUGGGCUUAGCUGCUUUCUCUGAAGUCCCUGGCACUUCCCGAGCUCCUCACAUUUGUGAUUCUCUCCUGCUCCAGUUCUCUGAUAGGAAGCUACAUCUCUGAAUGGGGCUGGCAAGGAAGAGGUGGCCUUUGGGCAGGGUGGGGUGAGAGCUGGGGUUUAGGAAAGAUUGAAAAGAUGCAGAAGAGUGAAGGUUGGUGUCUCAGCAGCCUGGAAUAUGAUGCCAUUUGGGGCUUAUAUCGUAGAGCGAACCAAUAGUCAUGAAUGGUGGUGUUAUUUAUUUUACUCUGAUGCAGAAUUGGGUGGGAAAAAACCCUCACGUGGUUUUCUUCUCUGUAAGCCUGGGUUUGAGCAACAGAAGGAGGCUCUUACUUGGUAGCAUAGGACUAGAUAAAGGGAGCAGGGGUGUCUGUGAAUCAAAGCGUAAGUCUGGGUUGCAGGUGCAGUGGGCGGAGCUGAGUGACUUUUAACUUGCAGGUAUGGAAUUCCCCCCCCCCCUUCUCAGCUAACUUUGUAAAAAGUGUUUGGUUAAUGGGUGACUUCAGGUCAAUUCAGUUCAUUUUAAUAUUGACUAGGAAGUGAUGUAAGAACCUGGUAAUUCCUGUUGCUGCCAAGUGGUAUCACUCUGGCAAGUUGAGUCCCUAUUCUAGGGGUAAAACUAGAUAAUUUCUAAGGUCCCUUCCAUCUCUAACAUUUUGUCUUCUAUGUUCUAAAGUCCUUUCCAGUU